Molecule: messenger RNA, 993 nt
Organism: Sabethes cyaneus
Lineage: Eukaryota; Metazoa; Arthropoda; Insecta; Diptera; Culicidae
Exons: 1
Coding region: 1-993 (330 amino acids)
Source: RefSeq, a predicted model, not a curated record
AUGGAUACGGUUACUGCAGAUCUUCCUGCGCAGGACAUCUCCGUUCAUGAUUGGCAAAUUCCGCAGAAUUUAGUGUUAGCAGAUCCCCUAUUCAACAAGAGCCAGCAGAUUGACAUGGUACUAGGCGCAAAACAUUUCCAUUCAUUCUUCCCUAGCACAGCUCGUCUCCGGAUGGCCGAUAAUCUUCCGAUUCUGGUGGACAGCGUAUUUGGUUGGGUCGUCACAGGCUCAGCUACCACGACACACCCCGCUCAGCUGCAGUCCUCAAAUCCUAGUAUCGUUGCUGUUUCCAUGCUGACACUGGAGGAGAGUAUGGAACGAUUCUGGAAAACCGAGGAAUUAACCGUUAACAAUAACUACUCCAUCGAAGAGCGCUACUGUGAAGAUUGCUAUCAAUCUACGACAACACGAGACGAGUCGGGGCGCUACAUCGUUCGUCUGCCACGAAAGCCCGACUUUGAUGCUAUGUUAGGAGAAUCUAAAAACUGUGCACUUCGCUGUUUCUCUCAGCUUGAACGGCGACUCGACCGCGAUGAAACAUUGAAGAAGGAAUACCAUAAAUUCAUAAAGGAGUACCUCUCCCUUGGCCAUAUGCGACUGGUCGAGCCGGACGACAGAAAUUACUCCCACACGUUUUAUCUGCCCCACCACCCUGUCCUAAAGGAAGAUAGUACGACUACCAAAAUUAGAGUGGUAUUUAACGGUUCAGCUCGUACUUCGACCGGCUUCUCUCUUAAUGAAGCACUUUGUGUGGGUCCGGUGGUUCAAGAUGACCUCCUUUCAAUUGUUCUUCGGUUCCUCACUUACCCUGUGGCUGUCGUCGGAGACAUAGAAAAAAUGUACAGGCAGACUCUACACCAUCCUGAUGACCUCGCUUUGCUACGCAUUCUGUUCCGGUUUUCGAAGGACGUCCCUGUCCAGACUUACGAGCUUCUAACCGUGACUUACGGUUUAGCUCCAUCAUCCUUUUUGGCUACACGAACCCUUCAAUAA